CCUUGCAUCUUGACUAGCAAAGGCAACUAUCUUGCUCACAGAUAUAUCUCUGGGACUUGGGAGUCUCCUGGCUUGGGCUUUCUCACCACCUAACCAUUCAGCUGACUUUUCUCCUAUCCAGAUUUGUGGGGGACGUACUCACCAUACUAAAACUAGCACUUGUUUAAUUUCUGGCAUUUCUUCACUGCCUUGCACAACACUGAUUUUUGACAUUUUUUAGAAUUCUUGACCCACUGUAUUCCUGUAAUCAGGCUUGCAGUAAAAUGCUUAGCAAACAGUACAAUUUCCUUCCUUUCCUGCUCCUUCCGCUGCCCUCUAGAGUCUUAGAGUUGUUACCACCUUGUUCUUCUUCCAUCACUGUGUCUCUUCUGGGAAUUCAAAAUGACAGCUCUUGUGCCAUGUUUACCUCUCUUGCAUCUCUGUCUUUGCUUGAGCCCUCCCAGCAGGGUUGUUUCAAUUCUUGCCCUCCUCCUUAUUGUGCAGCAACUCAGGGUUUUGCAGUGUUUGUCUCAAAUGAUUCCCAGCCAUGACUGCAAUGAGAUUUCUUCACCAACCAGUGGGGUUCUCCAUCCCUUGCCCUCCUUCACAGCUUUGUCUCUGUCUAUGUUCCUAAUAAUCUUCAGUCUGAAGCUGGACUCCCAGUGUCCAAUUCAAUCACUAAACUUGGUGUUUUAUGCUGAGGUACUGCAUUUGAAACACAGGAGUCACAGAACGGAGAAUCUGACCCUCAAUAUCUGCUUAAAUCCAGAAACCAAAACAAAGUAUUGUGUAACCUUUUUAAAAUUCACUUAUUUAAAACAACACAGCAGUUAUCUCCACAACACCAGAAAACCUUUGGAAUCAGCAACUUGCUUUGCUAUCCAGUCAGUAGGCUAUUUUGGUGCAACAACAGACUUGACAAUUCCAUUGUCCUUUUGAAAUCUCUAAAUCUGAAAAGUGACCAGGUCAACAAAAAGGCCAGAACUUUGUAAGAUAUUUUGGGGAUGUAGUAGAAAGGAACUUUGGGUAGGUGGACACAAUGUGGAUGUAGAUAAAAAGGAAAGGGAGGGGCAAGCAGUACUGCGUUCCCUAAUAUAAAAAUUGCUUAACACACAAAUGCAGAACCUGACUGAGGACAAGAGCUAAGUCUUCUCUCUCACGGGAUUAAAGGUUGUAAAAAUGGAAGUGGUCUCCACAUCAGUUGGCAACUUUACUGUUGAUCUUUUCAACAAGCUGAAUGAGAACAACAAGGGAAAGAACAUUUUCUUCUCCCCUUGGAGCAUAUCAGCUGCUCUGGCUCUGACAUACCUGGGAGCAAAAGGAACUACAGCAACUGAGAUGGCAGAGGUCCUUCAUUUCACUGUGGGAGCAGGAGCUGAAGCUUCUUCUUCUGUGGCCAGACCUUCUCGGGGGAGACCAAAGAGAAGAAAAUUGGAUCCUGAGAACAAACAAACUGCAGAUAUUCAUUCUAGCUUCAAGAAGCUCCUGACUGCCAUCAACAAACCCAGAAGCACCUACUCCCUGAAAAGUGCCAACCGCAUUUACGUGGAAAAAACCUUCCUAUUAUUGCCUACAUACAUACAGCUCAGUAAGAACUACUACAAAGCAGAGCCACAGAAGGUUAACUUUAAGACAGCACCAGAACAGUCAGGAAAGGAAAUCAACACUUGGGUUGAAAAACAAACUGAGGGCAAAAUCAAGAAUUUGCUGGGUCCACGAGAUGUGACAAACUCCACCAAGCUGAUCCUGAUAAAUGCCAUUUACUUCAAGGCAGAAUGGGAAGUGAAAUUUAAGGCAGAAGAUACACAGCUGCAACCCUUCCGACUGAGCAAGAACAAGACCAAGCCUGUAAAGAUGAUGUACAUGAGAAAUACAUUUCCAGUUCUCAUCAUGGAAACAAUGAAUUUCAAAAUGAUUGAGUUGCCAUAUGUGAAACGUGAACUCAGUAUGUUCAUCCUCCUUCCUGAUGACAUCAAAGACAACACCACGGGUCUCGAACAGCUGGAAAGAGAACUGACAUAUGAGAAGCUGUCCGAAUGGACUGACUCCAAGAAGAUGACUGAGACUCUUGUGGACCUGUACCUACCUAAAUUCAAAAUGGAAGAGAGAUAUGACCUCAGUGAUAAUCUGGUCAGGAUGGGAAUGCGCAGUGCCUUCAGCAGCAAUGCUGAUUUCAGUGGAAUGACAGAGGAGAGAGUGAUGAUCUCCAAGGUUUUCCACAAGUCUUUUGUUGCAGUUGAUGAGAAGGGCACUGAGGCAGCUGCUGCUACUGCUGUCAUUAUAGAACUAACAAGUGCACAUGUUAGCCAUGUUCUGAAAUUUAGGGUUGACCACCCUUUCUACUUUUUCAUCAGACACAACAAGUCCAAGAGCAUCCUUUUUUUUGGUAGAUUCUGCUCUCCUCUUGAAUGAAUAAUUACUUGCUCUCAGACAGCAACCAAGGUUCACUGUUCAAUGGAAAAAAUGUGAACUGCGGUGCUAAAAUCUCAACCUUAAGCCAUGUAGCCACCUGUACUGAAGUACCUGUUCUUUUUCUUCCACCCAACCCCCCUCAAAGAAGGCAGCAAACAGAAACUAUCCUGAGCCACCAAAGAACAGCCCUCUACUGCUUCUUUCUCUUGUCCUAACGAGACAGUCCUAAACAGAAAAGAAAGCAAAGAAUUUUGCUCCCUUUUAUCAAAUCUGCUCUUCUGGCUUUGUUGUUUAAAAGUAAGGUGGAGUCAUAAAAGCUCUCUGCACACAGGCCAUCAUCUAGCCCUAUGUCAAAUGCUGACUACAAGGGAAACGCAGUUCAUUCUUUUGACUCUCACAGAGAGGAAAAAGAACCCUGAAAAGAAAAAAACCAAACUUGUAGAAAUCUGUAUGCUCUCUUUUUCUCUCCUUCCCUCACUGGGAAACCUGCAUUUGUACUGCAAUGCUUCAUAACCUUAAUUUCAAAUUUCAAUGACUGUUGGAAUUUAAAAAAAUUUAAUACAAAUCCAGAAUAAUCUCAGAAUGCCCCUUACCAUCCCUUGUCUCACCACAUGUAUAUAGGCAUAUCACAUUCAUUCUCUCCUGCUCUUUCAGCUUCCUGAAAAAGUAAGACUGUGAGAGAAAAUUGUCCAACCCUUAAUAUUAAAUUGCUGACUUCUAAUCACAUUGCAUUUUUUCCUCAUUUUUCUAAUUUUUUUAGUUUAAGGUUGUUGAGAUUUCCAACCAGCAAAAAUGCUAAGAAAACUAUUAGCAACAUGCCUUCUUGCCACCUUUUUUAUUGAUAUGUAAUCUAAACCUGUUAGAAUUUAAAUCUGUUUCCUCUUUUUAAUUUUGCUUAGUUAUACCUGUUUCCUGUUUAAUACCUGCAAAGCUUCCUUGCCACCUGUAAUAAUGACCAAUGUUUGAUUUGUAUCUUAUGAGUGCAUCUUAGCAAAGAUAUUUGUCGUAUUGACAGAAACACCAGUGAAAUUUUGAUUUUGAUUGAUGCUUUACUUAUUAUUUUACCAUGAGCUGCAUUUAAUGAAAUAAAUAAACUUGAACUUGUGUUUGUGUUGUUCAA
Messenger RNA from Agelaius phoeniceus (red-winged blackbird), 3511 nucleotides. Its product is annotated as heterochromatin-associated protein MENT-like. Gene Ontology annotation, biological process: negative regulation of endopeptidase activity. The record is from RefSeq and is a predicted model, not a curated record. Gene Ontology annotation, molecular function: serine-type endopeptidase inhibitor activity. Lineage: Eukaryota; Metazoa; Chordata; Aves; Passeriformes; Icteridae.